Messenger RNA from Carya illinoinensis, 777 nucleotides. RefSeq lists its product as uncharacterized. The coding region runs from base 78 to 587 and encodes 169 amino acids. The transcript has 2 exons. NCBI's taxonomy places the organism in Eukaryota, Viridiplantae, Streptophyta, Magnoliopsida, Fagales, Juglandaceae. The record is from RefSeq and is a predicted model, not a curated record.
CACAUACUAGUCAUUGUCUAAAGACUUCCAUAAAUUUAUGCACUAAAAGUCUCAAAGAAAAGCAAAGGCAGCAUCCCAUGGCAAACAACGAUGGAUGUGGCAACCUAGACAUCAAUUACGUUGAUUUUGAACCUUAUUGUAGGUGGCGAAGAGACGAGAAGAUCAAACGAGAAGACCCAAGAGACAGGAAAAUCAAACGAGAGUUAGGAGACAUUCUUGAGGUCCAUCUCUAUGGAUUCAAAAAGGAACAACUGAAGGUUUCCAUGGCCGGGAAAACCUUGAAAGUCAAAGGAGAAAUGGAGCCGGAUGAGAAUAAAUUGAUCAAAAGAUUUUCUAAAGAAGUCGAUAUUUCCAAGGAUUAUCAGACAGACAACAUAAAAGUUACGUUUAUUCGUGGUGUUCUUUCCUUCACAAUGCUUAAGAAAGUUCCCUUGUGGAGGCAGGCAUGGAAACAGCUUGGCUCAGAGGGUUUCCUUUGCACGACGGAAAUGGACAUGGAGAAGUUGGUGAAAAUCACAGCAGCAGCCUUUCUUGGGAUGGCUGUUGGGUAUCUUGCAUCCAACCUUUUUUAUUGUGAAGAUGUUUAAGCUUUAAGGUUUGGUUGAUUGAGCAUGCUCAAGAAAUAUCACAUUGAAUGCAAUAAUAAUAAUAAUAAUAAUAAUACUAAUUCAUCUUGUUUAAUAAAUUUGCUAAAUUUAUUCCAUGUGGUUUUAUAUUUGAAUUGUACUCUAAUUUUAAAUUAUUUCCUUCAAUAUAAUUUAUCUUCAACUUUGAUCA